Molecule: messenger RNA, 1201 nt
Organism: Medicago truncatula (barrel medic)
Lineage: Eukaryota; Viridiplantae; Streptophyta; Magnoliopsida; Fabales; Fabaceae
Exons: 5
Coding region: 72-989 (305 amino acids)
Source: RefSeq, a predicted model, not a curated record
AUAUAGCUGCCACCCACUUGUAAUAAUUUGAGUAUAUAAACCUUGAGCUUUAGAAAAGUUCUGAAAAACACAUGGCUUCCACAUUGGAAAUGCAACCAUCUCCUUAUAGUUCAAUGAAACAAGAUGAUUCAGAGUUCAAUAUAACAGAAUGGGGUGUGAAAAGUAGAAUCAUAAGUAGAGAGAAUACAAAAUCAAGAAGAUAUUCAGCAUCAAUUAUUAGAAGUAUUAGAGAAGAUUCAAAGUCUUUUAGAUCAAAUAUAACCAUUUCUAGCACUGCUUCUUCUCCUGGAUAUACAUUAAAAGAUGAAAUUGACCCUUCAACCUAUUCUUUUACUACUGCUCUUAAAGCAUUGCAAGCAAGAUCAGUUUAUAAAAGUUGGGAAUGCUUAUCACCAGAUGGAUUUGCAUUAAAUUCCAAAUGGAAUGAAGCAGAGAAGUAUAUAUGCAAUCCUCUUUCAGGGGAAGUACCAAUGGAAUGUUUAUCUGCAAAAACUCUUAGUGGAAGAUUAUUUCAAAACUCAACAACAAAUAAAAUCACCAUGUCAGCUCCUUUAGUCUUUUCAUCAAGACAAAUUCAAACAAAGGCAAUGGCUUCAACUUAUAGUUUCACAAAAGAAGAUGUAGCUCUUCAAUUUCAUAGUCCAGAAAAGAAAAAUGACGGAAUGACAAGAGAUGCAUGUACUCAAAGUGGUACACUUCCUUCUAUUAGUUCAAGUAAUCCAAGCACUAAUUUAACUCCAUCCAUUGUAGAGAUAUCAACAAAUGAAGACUCUCAAAAUUCAGAUGAUAAUCAAACUAAAUCUGAGGAAGAGGUGGAAUUGAAGGACAAAGAAACAUGGGAAACAAUAGAAGAAACAUUGAAAGAGAAGAAAGAUGAACAACUUUGCAGACAAGGUGGUUGCUUUUCAUGGAUAAGGAAGAAAAAGAUGAAAGGGAAAGAAAACCAAAGAAGGAAUAAUAUCAUAUUUCUAAUUAAUAAUGUUUGCUAAAAAAACCAAAAAAUUAUAUGUAUAUUAAUUUUUAUUUUUUUUUAAAUGGCUACUAUAGGAUGCUAGAGAGAGGGGAAUCCCUUUAUUUUUAAUGCUUUCUUCAGCAAUUUUGCAGUGCAUUAAUUGUUACUUGAAAUAGAAAAUGUAGACCAAUUGCAAGUGUGUGUAGAGUAUAAUGUAUAUAUACCUCAUGUGGUACAUUUUUAUGUUCA